GCAGGCUGGUGCCGCAGCCGCAGUAGCGGACCGACGAGCGCACGCGCAGCUCGCCACGAGUUUCGCGUCGGCGUCGUGAGUGCUUUCAAAUACAACCUUCGUUCAGUGCGGUAUUUGUUACCUCCGCAAAGUGCAUACCUAUCUGCAAAAUGAAGUUCCACAUCAAAAUAUUUGAUUUCGUGCCUGCGCGAUUCAACAUCGCCCUAAUGAUGUUCUUCGCCUGCUGGGUCAACUACAUGAUGCGAGUCAACAUGAGCGUCAACAUCAUCGCCAUGGUGCCUGACGACAACAACUCUACAUCAGUGAAGUCAGAAUGCGAAGCCAUAGUGACCGACGACAGCGCGCUGCUAGACAAUACGAGUUCAACGAUGAUCACCAAGCGGCAGCUACGGCAGCCGGACGGCGUGAUAACAUUUGAUUGGACGGCGCAGCAACAGGCCUAUGUGUUAUCGGGCUACUUUUGGGGAUACGCCAUUACUUGUUUGGUGGGAGGAACGGCGGCAGAGCUAUGGGGGCCCAGGAAAGUAGUGUUCCUCACAAUGCUACUCAGCGCCAUCCUGACUACGCUGACCCCUCAAGCUGCAAGACUGCACUACCUGGUGCUGGUUGCGACUAGAUUCGUCAUGGGACUAGCCGCAGGUUUCCUGUUUCCCGCCCUCCACGCUCUAGUGGCGCACUGGGCGCCCCCCGCUGAGAAGGGAAAAUUUGUGAGCGCGCUGCUCGGCGGCGCGAUUGGCACAGUGGUCACCUGGUCGCUCACUGGACCUCUUAUCGAAAACUUCGGCUGGGAUUACGCUUUUUACAUUCCAGGAGCCAUUGCUUUCGUUUGGUGUGUGACGUGGUGGGCGCUAGUGUAUGACUCGCCUGUGCAGCACCCUCGCAUAUCCGACAAGGAAAAGAAGUACAUACUCGAAGCUAUCGGCGACAAAGUGCAGCAAAACUCACAUAAUAAGGUCGUACCCCCAUUCAAGAGCAUUCUCACCUCAUUCCCAUUCCUAGCGAUGGUCAUUCUUCACUACGGGAGCAACUGGGGCCUAUACUUCGCGAUGACCGCUGCACCCAAGUUUGUGUCGAGCGCGCUGGGCUACAACUUGACGUCCACUGGCACACUGGCGUCACUACCGUACCUCGCUAGAAUGAUCUUCUCAUUGGUCUUCGGAGCUAUCGGUGACAGAAUCGUGAAACAGAACGUGGUGUCCACAACGUUUAUGAGGAAGUUCUUCUGCCUAUUUUCCCAUGUGCUGCCAGGGCUCCUACUCAUCGCCCUUGGCUACACUGGCUGUGCGCCCGUCCUCUCUGUCGCACUCAUCACCUUCUCCAUGGGCUCGAACGGGGCAGCAACACUCACAAACCUGGUGAACCACCAGGACUUGGCUCCGAAUUUCGCAGGAACGUUGUAUGGAAUUGCGAACGGAAUCGGAAACACAGCGGGAUUCGUAACUCCACUCGUCACGGCGCAUUUCACUAAGAGCGGGAAUGGCUUCUCGGAAUGGCGGCCGGUGUUCAUGACCGGAGCAUCGCUCUACAUCGCUUCUGCAGUUUACUUCAUCUUGUUUGGGACGGGAGAAACGCAGGAAUGGAAUUAUGUACCUGUAGUUGAAGAGGACGAGAGAGAUAAAAGACCGAGCGCAAAUUCAACUGACACCACUGUUACGAUCCCUGUUAAAUCGUAGAUUUUAGUUAAAGAAUAAAUAGUGACUUUCUAA
Cydia amplana is the source of this 1706-nucleotide messenger RNA. RefSeq lists its product as uncharacterized. NCBI's taxonomy places the organism in Eukaryota, Metazoa, Arthropoda, Insecta, Lepidoptera, Tortricidae. Gene Ontology annotation, molecular function: transmembrane transporter activity. Bases 150 to 1673 code for a protein of 507 amino acids. The transcript is spliced from 9 exons. Gene Ontology annotation, biological process: transmembrane transport; monoatomic anion transport. The record is from RefSeq and is a predicted model, not a curated record. Gene Ontology annotation, cellular component: membrane.